Messenger RNA from Alosa sapidissima (American shad), 4922 nucleotides. It is a transcript of the gene kcnq5b, whose product is annotated as potassium voltage-gated channel, KQT-like subfamily, member 5b. Gene Ontology annotation, molecular function: voltage-gated potassium channel activity. Gene Ontology annotation, cellular component: membrane. NCBI's taxonomy places the organism in Eukaryota, Metazoa, Chordata, Actinopteri, Clupeiformes, Clupeidae. The record is from RefSeq and is a predicted model, not a curated record. The transcript is spliced from 15 exons. Gene Ontology annotation, biological process: potassium ion transport.
GUUUUGCAACCUGACUGAGCACGAGAGCUCUUGGUUCUGUCAAGACUAACCAGCGGUCUUCGUUCAUCGUUUACAGCCUUAUAGCCUCGAACUUAGUUAGGCAGUAAGUUGUUCGCUUAUAUUGUUUCUACAUGGCAUUUUAUCCCUUUGCGUGGCAGUAUAUUCAACAAACUAAGAGAGGAAAUAAAACAUAUAUGCGAGAAUAGUAGCGAGAUACAGUGAAGCGCGCGUAGCUUGCUGUCGCGACCGUGUUUGGACUCACUGGAGUAAAAUGUGUUAUUAACCCAUGUGUUCUUGCGCGAGGCAGAGGACCUGGAAUCUUUAUUUAUUUGUAUAGCUCAUUUCGUUUUAUUUCACAUCGUUGCCGUUAGUGACACACGCAUGACCCAAGCGCUCUCAGCUUUCCUCCAACCGGCGCCGGUGAUGCCAUGCCCCGCAACCACAGCGGAGAUGAAGGUGGCCAGGGGCUCUGGAUGAAAACCUCACCCAAGGGACACCCCACCGAGGGCUACACUUUGAAAGAUGUGGAGUCUGGUAGAAGGAUUAUGAACCACAAUUCGAGAUCUGGGGACGGCUUGCUGUCAGCCUCGGCUGGCUCUGGAGCAGGUGCUAGCGGCGCGGAGAGCCACCGGGCAAAGCAAGGUGCCCGGCUCAGCCUACUCGGGAAGCCGUUGGUGUACAGCGCGCAGAGCGGCAGGAGGAAUGUGCGCUAUCGGCGGCUUCAGAAUUACCUGUACAACGUCCUGGAGAGACCCCGCGGCUGGGCUUUCGUGUACCACGCCUUUGUGUUCAUCCUCGUGUUCGGAUGCCUGAUACUCUCUGUCCUCUCCACUAUCCCGGAGCAACAGGAACUGGCCUCGCACUGCCUCCUCAUCCUGGAGUUUGUGAUGAUCGUGGUGUUCGGCCUGGAGUACAUCAUCCGCAUCUGGUCAGCCGGCUGCUGCUGCCGCUACCGAGGAUGGCAGGGGCGACUGCGCUUCUCCAGGAAGCCAUUUUGUAGGGGCUGGACUCUCCCACAACUCAGGGCCAGUGCAGAGAGCAUGGAGAGUACAGGACCUUAGGAGCUGGUAACUGCAUGGUACAUUGGCUUCCUGGUCCUCAUCUUCUCAUCCUUCUUGGUCUACCUGGUGGAGAAGGAGCUGAACACAGAGUUUGCCACCUAUGCUGAUGCACUGUGGUGGGGCACGAUCACUCUGACCACUAUAGGCUAUGGGGACAAGACGCCCAAGACGUGGACUGGCCGCAUGCUCUCCGCUGGGUUUGCACUGCUAGGAAUAUCGUUUUUCGCUCUGCCUGCGGGUAUCUUGGGCUCUGGAUUUGCACUGAAGGUGCAGGAGCAGCACCGUCAAAAGCACUUUGAGAAGAGGAGGAACCCAGCAGCCUGCCUCAUUCAGUGUGUUUGGCGUAGCUAUGCGGCUGAUGAGAACUCGGUUUCCGUUGCUACCUGGAAGCCUCAUUUGAAGGCGUUGCAUACCUGCAGUCCUACAAAGAAGGAGCAGGGCGAGACCACAACCAGCACCGGUCAGAAGAUGAGCUUCAAGGACCGUGUACGGAUGGCGAGUCCGCGGGGCCAGAGCAUCAAGAGCCGCCAGACGUCCAUGACAGACCGUCGCUCGCCAGGGGCGGAGAUCAGUGGCGAGGGCUCCAGCCCAGCCAAGGUGCAGAAGAGCUGGAGCUUCAACGACCGCACGCGCUUCCGGCCCUCGCUUCGCCUCAAGAGCCAAUCACGCGCCCCCACUGAGAGUGACAGUAACAUGGCAGCAGACGACGCCUUUGACGAGCGGAGCUGCCACUGUGACAUCUCAGCAGAGGACCUGCUGCCCCCCAUUAAGUGUGUCAUCAGAGCCGUCAGGAUCAUGAAGUUCCAUGUAGCCAAGAAGAAGUUCAAGGAGACACUGCGUCCUUAUGACGUGAAGGACGUCAUUGAGCAAUAUUCUGCUGGCCACCUUGACAUGCUGUGCCGAAUCAAGAGCCUGCAAACAAGGCUGGACUGUAUAGUGGGCCCCCAGCAGGGCCUAAGCAGCAGAGCCAAGACCUUUUCCUCUCCCUCACUGCCUCUCUAUUACAGCCAUGCCAGGAGGCAGUCGCCGCAUGGGGUGGACCAGAUCCUGGGCCGUGGACAGAUCCCGCUGGACAAGAAAAUUCGGGAGAAGCUGCUGUCUGACGGGGACCUGCUGGAGGACGUCAGCAUGCUGGGCCGUGUGUGUAAGGUGGAGAGACAGGUCCAGUCCAUUGAAUCCAAACUGGACUCUCUGCUGGACAUCUACCGGCAGGUGCUUCACAAGGGCUCGUCCUCGGCCCUCACCUUGUCCUCACUGCCCUUAUUCGAGUUCGAGCCGACCUCCGGCUACCCCAGCUCCAUCCUCAGCCGGGACCUGUCGUCCACCUCCGGCCAAGUGCCGCGCUCAGCCAGCUCCAACCUGCACCGGGGCCUCCACAUCAUCCUGGCCCCCAACGAGCUCAACCUCAACCUGGGCUCCUCCUCUCCGUCGGGGCCGGCCCCCUCCCCGAGCCCGGGGCCCUUCAGCCCGCAGCCGCCCACCCCAGACAGCGUGUCGGCGGCCAGCCCGCCCCCGAUGCCGCUCACCCCCAACAGCUUCUCGGGGAUGGGCCACUUCUCCAGCCUGGGACGGCCUCCUCCGCAUCCGUCCUCGCUGGUUGGCGGCGUCGGCGGGAUCCCCAACACCCUGAUGCAGCAGCAGCAGCAGCAUCUCCCGGGGGCGCCCCCUCCGCUGCCCCCACCGGCCGCCCACACGCCGCUGCUCGCGCACAGGGCCGCCCGGCGGGACGGGGUCCCCGGAGGGGGGGACUUCUCGCCGCCCUUCCUGAUGGGGGUGCGCGAGGAAGGGGAGGAGGCGCUGGGCUCCGGGCUGGGCAGGCCCCCACCCCCACAGCACCACCACCACCACCACCCUCCGCACCCCCAGCACCCCAAGGGCCGGCUGAGCACCAAGGAGGAUGGCUCCUGGAGGAGGCACAUGAGCCUGGAGAUGGACCCCCUGGCGCCACUCCAGAGGAGGCCCGUCUCGGGGGACCAAGGCCUGGGCAAGUCCCUGUCCGUGCAGGACCUCUUGGGGACGGGGACGGACGUGGACGGCCACCCCAGUCUGUCGUCGACCUCCUCCUCCUCGAGCAGCAAUGACUUGAGCAGGGGCCUGGGGGAACCACUCUGCGGGAGGGGAGGUGGUGGUGGUGGAGGAGGAGGAGGAGGAGGAGGAGGAGGAGGAGAAGGGUGGGGGGAGACGGACCUCUUCAUCAGCGAUAAGGACCUGGAAGCCCCCGGGGGGGCGUUUGACUUCCUGUCCCCAGGGACAGAAGAGGCCACGUCCUUCUCCUCCGAGCUGCUUAGAACGAGCGCAACGGAUCCCCGCGGCUCCAGCCACAGCCUGGCCAGAGGUCGGGGAGACGCUGGGCGUGGCAGCGAGGAGUCCCUCAGCACGCCCCAUGUCCGGCUAAAAUAAACACGCGAGACCGCUACGCGCAGGCCGGCCACAUGCGAACACAAACCUUUGUUUUUAUUCUAUGUUUGUCUUUUUUUUUUUUUUUUUUUUACAAAAAACAAGAUUUUUGGGAGGCAUAGGUUUUUUUAAAAAGACAAAAAUAGAACAAUGUGUUAGCCAAGUAUUUUUUUUUUCUUUUUCUGGUUUCACAAAUGUUAACUACUUUUUUGAAGAAAGGACAAGAGUUCCUCUACUCCUGAUUCUACUGCAUGAGUUUCUUUGUAAGAAAUUAUACAUGUAUUUGAUGCACUCAUGGGUAGAGGACGUGGGAGGGUUUCUUUUUUUUUGUUUUGUUUUUUAAAGUAUACAGUAAAUGUCAAUGUAUCAGAGAACCUCAUUUUGGACAAAACCAUAAGCCAUGACCUCAACACUGCAUGCACUCCGCAUGGAUCCUUUCAGCUAGAGCAUGACAUUCAUACAAAAAAAAAACUCAAAGCUCCCAAAGUCAACAUACCACAAUGCAUCAGAAAGAUAUCACCUCUGCAGCUCUAUCACUGCAGUCUACAUGGAUAGGGGCAUCUUUAUUUGCACGUUAACUGUAUUUUAUGUAAGAAAGGUCACGUUACAUUAUACUUACAAGUGCCGGACACAAUGAGAGAGACAUCUCUGCUAAAUACUGUAUUGUAUAGUUUUGAUAACCAAACUAAGUAUUUAGACGAUGAAGACAUUUUAGCAACUUCAGGGGUGUCAGCUUCUGCACCUGGGUAUGUCCUGUCUUUUCAAUGUCAACUGAAUGUUGUCCCCACAUAACCGAAACAUAUAACUCCCUUUUUAAACCAUAUGUCACUCAAAACACAUACGGAUGUAGUUUAACAAAUCUAGUGAUGGUAGUUAAGUUAAAUGCUGCUUGUUACUAAUGAACUUGAAAAAAAAAAAAACCGAAACUCUAAAAAGACUGAGAUCUUUCUAUGAGGGAGAAAUUAUAACCUAAGAUGACAUCCUUAUGUUUGAUUCAAAUGCAGUUGCAGAACCGACAACUAGAGAACACUGUUGUUUACACUUGUGUCCUUAGAACGUUUAGCUCGACUAACUCUACGGCUAAAGUGGAGCAACACCAGUUGAGUAAAACCCAGAGAGUGGUGUGGUCUAGUUGGCACAACAUGGGAUUUCAAAAUGGCAGAGUUUGACUGGUUGCUGCACAACCCAUCCCUCCCUGAUUGUUUUGAAGGUAUAAAAAGAUAACUAUGUUUAGCUAGGUAGAUAGAUAAAAGAAUCCAGCCAGUUUAUCAGACCUUAUUUAGACUAAUUACAAAAUAUAUAACUGUACUGCAUAUUUUUAAUGUCACUAGAAGUUACUAUUCUUUAUGAUUUAUUUUACUCCUCUCGACUAAGUACAUCCUGUAUCAAGCCCGCACAUUUCCCUCUUAUUCUGACGAUAAAGGUACGAUUUAAAUACCGCACAAUCACAAUGAAACUAUGAAC